UGCAGAAGAGGUCGUCGAGGUUGUCUAUGAAUGAAUAUCAAGAUGAUGAAGAGAUGCAGAAUAGAGAUGCUGUUAAAACAGAGGAUAUUUAUCAAUCUCUUCAGUGUCCUGCUACUACAGCCCACAAAACUAUUAGCAAUAUAACACUGGCCUCAGGAGAGCAUAAUUGGAGGAAGUAUGGAUUUUUGCUUUUUGCUGUGAACAUUCUGAUCUCAACCAUCAUCCUUGUCAUUGUGGGGCUGAACUACUCUAACAUCAAAGAAACACAACUUAUACAAAUAGCUGAAGGACAGAGAGCAGGAGAAAAAGAAGUGUGGCUUCUCCGGGACAACAUGUUUUAUUUGUUUUGGAUUGGCCAUGGUGGUUGCAGCACUGCUAAGACAUUCUGUUCUCAGAGGAAUGCUAGAUUGGCCAUUUUAAGAGAGCAUAACAUGGUGUGGUUGCAGUCCAAGGCCAAUGGAAAACGAUUUCUGGUCUUAAGAGCCCCUUUAGAUGGAUCUGGAGACACUGAUUCAACACAUUUGGAUGAAGAUAUGGAUGAAGAUAAUGUGAGGUGUGGCAUCAUGACCUCUGAUGUUGAUACGGAUCAAGGAGAAGGAUUUGUGUGUGAGAGGGCAGCGAACCCCAUCGUUACAUCUUUUAUGGCUUAUUAGUUCUGUAAAAUCCCCUAGUGACAAUACCCUAUCAAUUACAGGGAAUUCACAAGGGUUUGUAGCAAUUGGGCUCUACUUCUUAUUUUCUACAGGUCAGUAAUGUUUCUUAAAAAUGCCACCUAGAACAAUAACAUAUUUGUUUGUUUGUUGUUUUUAAAUUCACAAUGAUAAUGUUGUUCCAUUGAGGGAUCUGCAUUGAUCAUAAGCAGCUUAUAUGGCCACAUUACUCAUGAACCUGUCAAUCUUUUGAGUUGUGUCUUUCUAUUGUUUGUUUUAAAUAUAGCAAU
Molecule: messenger RNA, 940 nt
Organism: Xyrauchen texanus (razorback sucker)
Lineage: Eukaryota; Metazoa; Chordata; Actinopteri; Cypriniformes; Catostomidae
Exons: 6
Coding region: 27-653 (208 amino acids)
Source: RefSeq, a predicted model, not a curated record